GGGUGGAAGGGGCGGGGAAAGCUCGGCUCCAGCGGGAGAGUGGAGCAUCGAGAGUCUCGUAGUAGGAAAGCCUGGGGGAGCUGGGUCUGAUCAGCUUCGAGAAAAGACGGCGGAGAGGAGAUCUCAUUCUUGAGUAUAAGUAUCUAAAAGAAGAGUGCCGAAAGGAUGGACCAGGCUGUGCCCACUGGUGUAGAACUAUAGGACAGGAGGCAAUGGGCAGAAACUGAUGCCCAGAAGUUCCCCCUGACUAUAAGGAAGAACUUCUUUCCUGUGCCGUGGCUGCGCAUGGAAUAGAUUGCCACGAGAGGUUGAGGAGUGUCCCUCAGUGGGGAUAUUCCAGAACCAUUUGGAUGCCAUCCUGUGCCACGUGUGGUAGGAUGACCCUUCUUGAGCAGGGAGCUGGGGCCAGAUGACCCCUGUGGUCCCACUGAACCUCCCCCAUCCUGGGGUUUUGUGAGCCCCUGAAGAGCUGAAGGGGUGCGGGCAGAGUUUAGCCUUUGGUGUUUCUCUUCCUAGGGCGACAAAGUUCAGCUGGUCAAUGUGCCAUCUCUGCAGUGCAGAAAGUUCUGGAAGGGUUGGCAGAGACUCCCCAGUGAUUCUGUGCAGGGAAUACUCCAGCUAUUAUUUUUCCCUGAUUGUUUGUGCUGGUGAAUUGAGUAGUGAAAAGGCAAUGUGUUGAAGGAAAAACAGUUACAGUUUGGGUGUGCUUUCAUAACCUAAAAAGCUUUUUAGAUGUAGUGGCUCUGGACUGUGGCUUUUGAAUCUAGCACCUGUGUAUCUAGUGUCAUUUCAGUGCUGCAGGCUUAUAGCCUGUAGUGAGAACUUGCUGGGAAGUGCUUGAUUCAUUUGGCAUCUGAUCCUGAAAGCUGCAUCUUAAAAUUGUUGCCUGACUUUUAAAGUAGGAUCAGAUUUUGGAGAGUUGUGCAGAUUUACCAUAAAGCAAAUUCUAAUAUGCAGUUUCAGCUUUCUCAAAGUUUUGUCAUGGCAGCAACCAGUGUAAAUUAUGUACUGAAGCCCCAAAACAGCACAGUCGGGGUCAGCAGUUAUUAGAGAGUCUAUUGUUCAAAACUCUUUAGGUAUGAGGUAAAAGGAAGGUGCAUUUAUUUCCUCUGUAAGCUGAUGUUGAGAGGAUGUUGAUGAUCAGUUUCAAACUGCAUUUGUUAAUGGCAAGCAUUCAGACCAACUUUUGUGUUUGAGUCAAAAGUGCAUGUUUAUAUUUGUAGUGUGUGAGUAGAGAAAAUUGAUUUUGUUUUGUCAGAAAAAAAUCAGGAGGCUGAUGCAGAAGCACCAACGUUCUUGCUGUUGAGAUGUCCUGUAUUCCAUUGUUAAUGGAACCAGCAUGUUCCAGCUCUGACGUACAGGGAGCCACAAAAACAAGGAAUAAUGAUGCUACUUCCAGAUUUUUGGUUCCUCUUUCUGACAAUAAUGAAAGCAAAGAGUCAAAAUCUAUUCAAAGAAAGAGAGUGCUUCCAUCUUGGAUGCUGGAAAGAGAUCUUCUGGUGCAGAGUGUUUCCAAGCCUGUUACGAUGGGAGGUAGUAGAAAGAAAAAAGUCCAAGGAAGGGGAGAAGGUCUUACAGAGUCAUUAAAAUCAGAAGUACAUGUACAGCAGAAAAAAAGAUUACCUUCUGAAGAAACUAUAGAGGAUUUUGAAGGUGGAGAGCAAGAUCAAGGGAAAAGGAACUGCCUUCCCUUCCCUGUUCUUUUAUCUCAGAAUACAUUUGGAUUACCUCUUCAGACUACCAUGAGAGAUAUGGAAGGAAGUGGCAAGACUGGAACAACAAACCCUGGAAAUUCUCUGGAAAAAAAUGAUAGGCAGCUGCAUAGCAAAUGGUCUAAAAGAGAAGGUCAGAUCUCCAUUAAAGACAACAGAAUUGAGGAAACAGAAAACAAAGAGCACAUUGCUGGUUCUACCAGCCGACAAGCUCACUGGGGCAGAACUUCCCAAUAUCUUGGUGCUCAGGAAGGGAUUCUUGAGCCUGAUGCAAAUCUGGGCUACAACACUGAGAUUUCUGAUUCAGCCAGAAGUGCAGAUGCUUCAGAAAGCUCCAAACAGAUGCAGCAUAAGAGGACACCUUGCAAGUAUGGAAGUGGCUGUUACAGGAAGAAUCCCAUUCACUUCCAGCAGUUCAGUCAUCCUAAUGAUGAUGACUAUCACAACAUGGAGAUGGUGGCUCAGGAUGAUGAUGACAGCCAGCCUGAGUGUCCAUAUGGAACAGCUUGUUAUAGGAAGAACCCCCAGCACAAGCUGGAGUACAAGCACAGUGCACCUCCAGGAAAAAGGGCAGUGAAGAAGGAUGGUGUCAAUGAUGGUGAAACCAAUGAAUAUGACCUCAAUGACCGAUUUAUAGAUGACGAGGAGGAGGAGGAGGAGUGUGAAGCUACUGAUGAAGACUCGGACUGGGAACCAAGUUCAGAAGAAAAGGAUAAUGAAGAUGUUGACACACUUGUGCAAGAAACAUGUAGAUUUGUUAGGCUCAAGAAAUAGCUGCUGAGAACAGCCUUAUAAAUGUCCAGUGUGAUUGUGUUAAAACAUGGUUGCACAGAGGAGAGGAAUUGGUUUGAAAAUUUUUUCCUCCAUGAUGUAGGCAGUACAGGAAGAUAGUAAUAGGGGUGAGGGGAUUCUCUUUCUUAUCUGUAUGUAUUAUUUUGAGGCUGGUGUGGUGUUUUUUUGUUUUGUUUUGUUUUAUUAAGUUGUGGACCCAGAGGAUCGAGCUCUGAAAUUUUUGUUUUUUUCUUUUUUCUCUCCUUUUUCUUUUUUUUUUUGU
This is a messenger RNA of Melozone crissalis (California towhee), 2766 nucleotides long. RefSeq names its product aprataxin and PNKP like factor (gene APLF). Gene Ontology annotation, cellular component: nucleus; site of double-strand break. The transcript has 7 exons. Bases 1308 to 2486 code for a protein of 392 amino acids. Gene Ontology annotation, biological process: double-strand break repair. NCBI's taxonomy places the organism in Eukaryota, Metazoa, Chordata, Aves, Passeriformes, Passerellidae. Gene Ontology annotation, molecular function: DNA-(apurinic or apyrimidinic site) endonuclease activity; 3'-5' exonuclease activity. The record is from RefSeq and is a predicted model, not a curated record.